AUGGAAACAUUUAUGGAAGAAGCUUUUGUAGAAGCUCGAAAAGCUAUUUCAGUAGGUGAAGUUCCAGUAGGCUGUGUGUUCAUUUACCAAAAUGAAAUUAUAGCUAGAGGAAGUAACAAUGUUAAUGCAACAAAGAAUGCAACUCGCCACGCUGAAUUUGUUUGCAUAGAUCAAACUUUGGAAUUUUGUAAAAAAAAUAAUGUUGAAUGGGAAAACGUUUUUCCUAAAGUUAGUGUUGUUGUUACUGUAGAACCGUGCAUUAUGUGCGCUUCAGCUUUAUAUGAACUUGGCGUCAAAGAAAUAGUGUUUGGUUGUGCCAAUGAUAGAUUUGGAGGCAAAACCGUAGUAAACGUUGAAACUUUUUUUGAAAAGAAAAUUAAAGUUAUUCCGGGAAUACGAGCCGACGAAGCGAUGGAGCUUCUCAAAAAAUUUUACAAGGGGGAAAAUCCAUCGGCCCCCGUUCCGAAGACUAAAAGAUAACAAAUUGUAUGCAACACUAAACAAUUAUUUAAUGAUUGUUUAACGACACAUUUUUAUUUUUAUUUUCAAAAGAUGUAAAUAAAUGAACUCUUAUAUUUAAGUAAAACUAAAACUAAAAUGUAAACACAAAUCUACCGAUAUACACAUAUGUGAAUAAGCAAACACUUUAUGUAAAUAAAUGGAAAUAAUUUUUGAAAAUUUGAGUAUGCAAUUUAUUUAAAGAUAAUAAAACUAAACUAAUGGAACUGCCUA
Messenger RNA from Eupeodes corollae, 732 nucleotides. RefSeq names its product tRNA-specific adenosine deaminase 2. The transcript has a single exon. Bases 1 to 480 code for a protein of 159 amino acids. Gene Ontology annotation, cellular component: nucleus; cytoplasm. Gene Ontology annotation, biological process: tRNA wobble adenosine to inosine editing. Gene Ontology annotation, molecular function: tRNA-specific adenosine-34 deaminase activity. The record is from RefSeq and is a predicted model, not a curated record. NCBI's taxonomy places the organism in Eukaryota, Metazoa, Arthropoda, Insecta, Diptera, Syrphidae.